Messenger RNA from Clunio marinus, 261 nucleotides. Lineage: Eukaryota; Metazoa; Arthropoda; Insecta; Diptera; Chironomidae. The record is from the annotation of a GenBank genome assembly.
AUGGGAAAUGUUCUGUUUUUGUUCUGCUGGUGUUUUGUUGAUCUGAGGCUAAUUAAUAUUCAAAUAGCAUGGAGUACUCCAAUUUAUACUUCUUUAAUUAAGACAAGUUUUCUUUUCAUCGCUACUACUGCUGUGAAUAGUAGAAUGAGAUGGGAAGUUGUUGGAAGGGAAGAAAGGGAUAAGAUAAUCGACAAUGAAUGUCAUUUUCAGCGAAUUGAAAUUGGCGACGAGGCAGAAAAAAAGCAGAACAAGACGGAAUAA